AUGUAUCAUGAUGGUUUUGGUUAUGAAUAUCAACCAGCAAAUGCAGCUGGUAUGGAACCAGUGUAUUGCCCUAUGGUUGAGCAUGCACCUGGCAAGGUUCUCAUCAUCUACACUGGUGGUACUAUAGGCAUGCAGCCUUACCCUAAUGGUACACUACAUCCAGUCCCGGGAUACCUUACUGACCAGAUCAACAAUAUGGAGGAGUUACAGCAGCCUGGCAUGCCUGAGUUUACUGUCCUCGAGUAUGAAAAUUUGAUUGAUAGUUCCGAUGCUACUCCUGAGAAUUGGGUCACCAUGGCUAAAACUAUCGAAGAUAACUAUGAUGAUUAUGAUGGUUUUGUUAUUCUGCACGGCACGGAUUCGAUGGCCUACACUACGAGCGCAUUGUCUCUCAUGCUUGAAAACUUGUCGAAGAGUGUUGUUGUCACUGGUUCCAUUUUACCAUUUAUUGACCCUCACAGCGAUGCCAAGAGGAACAUCGUUGUUUCUGUUAUGUUCGCUGGUAAAUAUACGAUACCAGAAGUGUGCCUCUUCUUCGACACAGUUCUCUUGAGAGGCAAUAGGGCUACUAAGGUUGAUGCUAGUGCUAUCGAGGCCUUCGGUUCGCCCAAGGAACGUCCUCUUGCCACCAUCGGUGUUGGUAUUGACUUCAGUAAGGAUCUCCUCCUUCCUGCGCCAUCAGCUCCUCUCACCGUACAGACGACAAUGGCGGACUCUAUCCUCGCUGUGCGCAUGAUUCCUGGUUUGUCCAGCUUACUCUCCCUUGAUGUUAACGACAUAAAUGGUGUUGUUCUUCUGCUGUACGGCACCGGCAAUGCUCCUUCUAACGCGAACUUCCUCUCAUGGUUGCAGAAGUUGGAUGAUGAGCAAAUCCCCGUGGUUGUGGUAUCCCAAGUUCUUAAGGGUGUUGUUAGCCUCGGUGACUACGCUGCAGGCUCUCAGCUACUCCGUUAUGGUGUCAUCAGCGGUGGUGACAUGACUCCUGAGGCUGCUGUUGCCAAGCUCAGCUAUUUCCUGGGCAAGGGGUACACCAUUGAUGAGAUCAAGAGCGAGUUUGGGAUGAACUUGGAAGGAGAGAUUACUGUGAACGAAGUUUCACAAGGGAAUCCUUUCGAUCCUGUUAACGAGUCGGCCACUGAACUCCUCAGUAUUGAAGAACCCAAGAUGAUUGUCGUCUAA
Perkinsus marinus ATCC 50983 is the source of this 1179-nucleotide messenger RNA. Its product is annotated as L-asparaginase, putative. Lineage: Eukaryota; Perkinsozoa; Perkinsida; Perkinsidae. The record is from RefSeq and is a predicted model, not a curated record. Gene Ontology annotation, molecular function: asparaginase activity. The transcript is spliced from 8 exons. The coding region runs from base 1 to 1179 and encodes 392 amino acids. Gene Ontology annotation, biological process: amino acid metabolic process.